AUGUCAGUAUCAAAGUAUCCCCUCGAAACAAUCACAACAAACCGAAGAGACUCUUUUACUUCCCUAAAUGAAUCAGACACCAGCCUAAUCUACACUAAAUACGAUCGUCCGAUAUCAGUAGAAGAAAAGGCUCUCGUUCGUAAGAUAGAUUGGUGUGUCUUACCUCUCAUCUGUCUAGUCAAUUUUCUUCAGUUUCUAGACAAAUCUGCAAUCAACUACGCCAAUGCUCUAGGCCUUCAAGUUGAUACUGGUUUAGUUGGAGACCAAUACAGCACAAUAGUCUCAUUAUUCUACCUGGGUUAUCUGUCCUACCAGCUUCCAAAUAAUUAUCUGUUGCAGCACGUCAAGAUUGGGCGGUACAUCGGAGUUCUGUUGGUUGCCUGGGGAUCCGUGUUGGCUGCAACAGCAUCUGCAAACAACUUUUCUCACCUGGCUGCCUUGCGCUUCUUGCUUGGAUUCACGGAGGGUGGUGUAUAUCCCUGUCUGAUCCUGCUCGUCAGUACUCUUUACCGUCGAUCAGAACAGACCUCCAGACUGGGUGCCUUUUGGCUGUGUAACGGUCUCGCUCUUUGUGCAGGCGGUUUUAUCAGUUAUGGUAUAGGCAAGAUUCCAUAUAUUCUCGGUCUACACCCAUGGCGAUGGUGCAUGAUCAUCCUUGGUGGUGUCACAAUUCUGGUUGGCUUUAUCUGCUUCUUCUUUUUGAUCGACGACCCACGUUCUCUGAAAUGGCGCCACAAUGCUGAAGAACAGAUCCUGGUGGAGGAGCGCAUUCGAGACAAUGCAGUGGUGCGGACCAACAAAGUUAAUUUUGCUCAGAUCAAGGAAGCCUUGCUAGAACCCCGGCUGUGGUGCUUCUGUUUCAUUAGUUUUCUGAUCAAUAUCCAGAACGGUGCCCUGACAAGCUACAGCACCACAAUUACCCAGGGCUUCGGCUACACAAACCUUGACGCAAUCUUACUCCAGACCCCAACCGGAAUCGUGGACGUGACUUACAUUAUACUUGCAGCCUAUGUCAGCCAGCGCACUGGCCAGGCAAUCUAUGUCGGCUGCUUUUGUCUGGCCUGCACUGCCCUGGGUCUCCUCCUGCUGGAGUUUAUCCCGAUCGACAAGUACAAACUCGUCGGGUUCUACAUCUGCUGGGGUUAUGCCGCAGCCUAUGUGAUGCUGCUCUCGGCCGCCACAACCAACGUGUCCGGAUUCACCAAAAAGAUCUUUUACAACGGACUCAUCAUGAUCUUCUACACCGCCGGAAACUUCACCGGCCCGUACAUGAUGGUCUCCAGCCAGGCUCCUAACUACAUUGGCGGCAUGAUGGGCUACGUUGGCGCAGACGUCCUGGCCAUCACUCUGUUCCUCAUCGCACGCUGGCAAAUGGCCAGGGUCAACAAGCGGCGCCUAUCUGAGCCACCUGCCGAAUGCAUAAACACCGAAGAAGACAUGACCGACAAACAAGAUGACAAUUUUAUCUAUCGUCUAUAA
Phycomyces blakesleeanus NRRL 1555(-) is the source of this 1479-nucleotide messenger RNA. RefSeq lists its product as hypothetical. NCBI's taxonomy places the organism in Eukaryota, Fungi, Mucoromycota, Mucoromycetes, Mucorales, Phycomycetaceae. The coding region runs from base 1 to 1479 and encodes 492 amino acids. The record is from RefSeq and is a predicted model, not a curated record. Gene Ontology annotation, biological process: transmembrane transport. The transcript is spliced from 4 exons. Gene Ontology annotation, cellular component: membrane. Gene Ontology annotation, molecular function: transmembrane transporter activity.